AUGGGAAGUGGGAACAUCCAAAUCCGGCUUGACGAUAUACGGUGGUUUUGCUAAACGAAGGGCUCCUUCCGAGAAAGUAAUAUAUCCAUAUAAUAUGAAACGCAGAAAAUAUUUCCGUAUUUGAAUUUACAGUGUUCAUGUAUAUACGGUUCAAUAACGACAAACGAUAAGGGAGAGCAAUCUUCGGUCUAUAGAUCAUUACUAAUGAGACGGAAUGUUUGUAAAAGAUUGGUCGAGCAUUCAAACGUGGAAUGAAUGAGGAAGAGUUAUUGACACGGUCAGCUGCGGAGCGUGAUAGAAUAUUCAGCUGCUAUGACCGUGGCAGAGAACAUGGAGCCCAAAUUGAUGCAUGGGAAGAUCCUGGUUAUGAAGUUUAUCAUACCACAGAUAGAUAUGGAUUUAUACACGAUAAGCGAUUACCACGAAGGUUAGGUGCAAAUGAAAUAAGACUUGAUCAAAUAGAAAUACAGAGAUUGAAAAAAUGGGAAAAGAUGACAAAACAAUGGGAGAGUUCAUCGACUAAGGAGAAAUUACGUCGUAGAAUAUAUAAAGGUAUUCCAAAUAGAUUUAGAGGUCAAGUAUGGACUUUAUUACUAGGAAUAAAAACUCUAAAGGAAGAACAAGCAGGCAAGUAUGAAGAAAUGCUUAAACUUGCACGUCAUUGGUCCACUGAAAUUCGGCAAAUUGAUGCUGAUGUUGCUAGACAAUAUAGGGAUCAUAUCAAUUAUAGGGAGAGAUAUAGCAUAAAACAACGGUCUAUGUUCUAUGUGUUAGCUGCUUAUAGUAUGUACAACAUGGAAGUAGGUUAUUGUCAAGGAAUGUCAGUUUUGGCAGGAUUACUUUUACUAUAUAUGGAUGAAGAAGAUGCAUUUUGGGGUUUGUCUGUAUUACUUGCCGAUAAAAAAUAUAGUAUGCACGGAUUUUAUGUUGAUGGUUUUCCUAAACUAAAUCGUUUCAUCGAACAUCACGAUAAAAUAAUGAAUAAAUUUCUACCAAAACUAAAACGAAAACUUGAUAAGUGUGGUUGCGAUUCUAUAUUAUAUGCAUUGAAAUGGUUCUUUGUAGUUUUCCAAGAACGAACACCUGUUAGUCUUGGUCUUCGUAUUUGGGAUAUAUUUUUACUGGAUGGAGAUCGCAUUUUACCUGCAAUGGCAUACACUAUUAUGAAAAUGCAUAAACGUAAUUUAAUGCCAAUGGAAAGUCUUGAUGAAUUUUGUAAUUAUUUGCAAAUUAAAUUGGAACAAGACUUUGGUUUUAACGAUGAUACUGUAAUUAAUACCAUGGAACGUUGCAUGGAAGAACUUAAACGUGCCAAAUUAGAAUAUCCAGGCCCUCCCUUACCACACGAAUUACCACAGUAUCCAGUUGGUACAUUUAAAGAACCCUCUUUCACUAGCAAGGUUGGACGACGUAGCGAAGAGUUCAGUGAAGCACAGCAUAUGAUGCGCGAAUCGGUAGUACAACGAAGGGAUAUGGCUCUCGUCGAGGAAGGCAGAGAAAGUACAACGCCAGUUGAUCCAAGUAGUGGUGGUGGCCUUGGUGGGAGCAAAUUCUCAUUUGAUCCAAGUCUUGACGAUGGUGCGUCUCCUAAUGGCUCACAUCGAUCUUUGGCUGACACAUCUGUUACCUCCACAGCUGAUCUUUCUGUAUUUAGUUCCGCGACACGGUCUCAAGCAUUAGACAAUAGUCUUGAUACUCAAAGUAAUGUUUCUAAUGGUAGUUCUGGUAGUGGUGGUUUGCUUACACCAAGGGCAACGCCCCAUCAUCCAAGUCCUGAUAUUGUACGAAUCUAUGUACCAUAUACUUCACCUUCCGCAACUUCGUACAAGGACGAUCUUCCUCGCACCCUUCCUCGAUCUUUAGAAACGAAUAGAAUCCGCAUACGUGUUGAUCCCGAUCAAACUCCUAUAGUUGAACACCUCAAGCCACUUUCUUUAGAUAGUCCAGAGUUUGAAUUAGAUCUAAAAUAAAUAACAAAUAGAAAUUACGUAACAAGCACUAUAAAUAGUAUUAUUACAAUUGAAGAUAAUGAAAUUAGAUGUAUGUUGUAUAUAUCUAAUAAAAAAGAUAUAUAUAUAAUAUAUAUAUACAUAUAUAUAUAUAUAGAUAUAUAUAUAUAAAUAAUAUGUAUAGAAGGAUGAUAAUCAGAAACAAAAAUAUCAUCGAUAAUAUCGAUAUAUUAAUAAUGUGAAAAUAACUGCAAAGCUAAUUAUAAUAUUACAUGGUACAUCUAAUCAAUUUAUCAAUUACAAAAGUUUAAUUAAAACUUAGUUGUAAAAUUAACUAAUCUUCAUUGACAGUGACAAAAGACAAUGAAGCAUGGCAAUGAAAAAUUAAUAUGUAAUUACUACGUUCCUAGCACUAUGAAAAUGAUAUUUCUUGCUUUAUUGGCACUCAGAAUUUUCAUUUCAUUUGCAUUCCAAAUAUUAUAUUGCUCACAACAUUCAGUUGAGUAUUAUUGAUAAUAAUCGGAAAGAUGAUAGUAUUACAGAAAGCAGCAAGCAAGUUAAAAAGAAGUAAUUAAUAUAAAAAACGAAAAGUUUGUGUCUAUUUCAAUUAUAGUAGAUCAGAUAUUAUUUAUUUAUUUGCACCUAGUGACAUUAAGUAAGAAAGUAUGCUGCUAUAACAGUGAUUAUAAUAGAAAGAAAUGUACCAUUAAUUUAUUUUCAAUGCUUAAAUUUAGUAAUUUUAUCACCUAAAUGUAUCAUACACCAUAUUUUGCUUUAAACAAUGCAGAAAUAAUGCAUUACAGUAGCACUUUUUUUUGCAAACUUAACAUUGAUAGACACUUAAUUUAUCUUUAAUUCUAUUGUUUUAUAUAUCUCAUACUUAUAUUUUAACGCUAGAUCUGAAAUUUUUAUCUACCUUUUUUUAUUUCUAUGUUAGGAUAAUGUUAUAAACUGGUUAAUAUAUUUAUGGAUAAAAUCCUGUUUUAAAUUAAGUAUUAUACUGCCGUAGGAUUAUUAAAAUUUGAUUACAUCUAAGUUUUUCUUUUCAAUUAUUCAUACACUAUAAGAAGUAUACUUUUGUAAAUAAAUAGUAUCCUUAAAGAUAUGUAAAAGUCGUUAAAUACAAUGAACAAGUUGCAUAAAAUCUUCACUAAAGAAUGUGAAUAAUGGACAGUCUAGUAUUAUAUUUCCUCUAUACUAUUUAAACAUGAAAUGAUAUACUUGCUGUUGUGAGUGUAAUUGAACUAAGAUAUACACUUCUAUUUUUAGUUUAUAAACAUUCCAAUACAUGAACAGAUCUUACAACAAUUAGUUGUUAUAUUUAAUAGCAUAAGUAAAAUUUGUUGAUCGAAUAUUAAAUGUUUAUCGUGUUGUAUGAAUCUGGAUGAUCCAAUGCCAUAAAAUUAUAUGACAAUGCAUUCACAGAUAUAUCUCUUAUAAAACAAGAUCAUAUAUAAAAAAUAAAAAUUGUAAUCAAAGAAUUAGAAAAUGCAGAUUCUCAUAUUAUAAAGUAUGCAAAUUCAUAUAUUUUUAAGAAACAAAAACUGUACAAGUUGUAUAUUAUAAUAUCAAGUAUUAGGUAAAGUAAAGGAUCAUUGGCCAUUAUAAUGUUUGAGAUACAUGUAUAAACUAUUACAAAUACCAUAAAAAUUAUAUUAAUUGCGCAAAUUUAACAUAUUUAAAAAAGAUAGUAAAAUGACCAAUGAUCUUCUAUUUUCAUUUGAUAUAUUUCCAAUCAAUAUGAAUCAUUUAAUUGUUCAGAGUGCAAAAUGCAAAAUCUUCAAUAACUUAUAGUGAACUAUAAUGCCAGCUGCAAAAUAUGACAUUCCUAAAACUACUUAAGUGUAGAACUUAAAAACUAAAUGAUAUUGAAAAAAAAUUAUGACGAAUGUAAUUUUUUUGUAUCGACAGCAGUUAAAAUCGAAAAAUUGCAUAAAAAGCAGAAGUGGACCAGAUAUUUAAAACAUAUGGCACUUAAAUAUUGCACAAUUCUUCAAAAUAUAUGUUAUCUAAAGAAAUCUUUUCAAAAUCAGCAAUUAUAUGUAUAUUAUAUAUUUUACAAAGAUUACAAUUUUCAUAUUAGCAACAUUUUAAGUGCACAGUUGCAUUUAUAUUUUUCAUGCAACAAAUGGUCAAACAUUGUACUUCUUAAUAUUAAUUAUACUCAAAAACGUUAAGAAGAUUUAAGGGAUAAAUAUAUAUCUUUACAGUAUAAGAUAAUUAUUGCAUACAGUAAUAUUAAUGUCAAAAUAGUAUUGUUGAGGUAUUGACGAAAAAAAAAGUGGUGUAUCUUAGUUGUUAUUGUGAAUAAAAUAUAUUUUUUGAUUUA
This is a messenger RNA of Vespula vulgaris, 4278 nucleotides long. It is a transcript of the gene RN-tre, whose product is annotated as USP6 N-terminal-like protein. The record is from RefSeq and is a predicted model, not a curated record. The transcript has 8 exons. Bases 252 to 1970 code for a protein of 572 amino acids. NCBI's taxonomy places the organism in Eukaryota, Metazoa, Arthropoda, Insecta, Hymenoptera, Vespidae.